AUGCUGAAUGAGAAAAAAUCGAGAAAAUAUGAUGAUUUUAGGAUGAGCAACCGACCGACUUUGCACGCGCUUUUCAUCGGAAUUAUUAUUGGAAUCUUCAUCAACAACAUUUAUUUGACGCUGCCGAAAUAUCUUGAGUUUGAAAAUGUUAAUAGAAAAAUCAAAAGCGAGAGAAACCUCGAAAUCGCCGAAGAAAACAAAGAACAAGAAGAACUACAUAUUAUUGAAAAAACGCCAAAAAUUGAAUAUGACUUUUCAACGCCGAGUUUUAAACGAAUCGAGGAAGUUUUAAAAAACGACGAGUUCAAGUCGAUUUCGGCCUGGGACAAGUCGGUGCCGAGAGAAUUCAUGGUCGUCAAAGACUUGUAUUCGGAAGAUAAGUGCAACUGCAAUGAUGGAUUCAUUUACAGCGAGAAAAAUACGGUGGAUUUUGAAAAUACGUCUGUGAGGAGAAAUGAAGAUUACAAAAACUAUGUUCGAAAUCAUAUUUUUGAUUAUGUCAAAUCGCCGCUGCACGUAACUGGUGCUUUUACGCCGAUCGAAUUCGUCUCAGCUGGCUACGAAAUCGCCCCAGACGAGUUGUUCUCCCCUCACAUCAUCAUCAAGCUCCCUUUGGACUGUUUAGUCAGGAUCAAAUUCGAAAGCACUGUCGGUGAAUUUCUGAUCGACGGGGAAAUCGUCAACCUUGAAAGUUCGGAAUCGAUGACGGUGGAAAAAGCAAAUCAGCUUUUGGAGAAAAUCAUGUAUAAAUCGAAAUUUUACGAUGCGAGAAUGAUCAAAGACAUUGUCAAAUUUUCCGUUGUCGAAGUCACGUCGGAAAUCAGCUACAAAAUCUCCUUUCCCGUGACAAUCAAGCGCCUCGCCCUGCCGCUGCUAACUUACAGAACUGGCGACAGUAUAAAUGACCGAGUCACGAUUUUGACAAAGACGCUCUUUCGAUAUCCUUGCUUGUACCGCUUCCUCGAUUCUGUUUUGGAAAAGUAUCCUGGAAUCACAAUCAUCGUAGCUGAUGACAACCCGGAUGAUACUUUUGAAGUCAUUUCUAGAGAAAAAUAUCCAAGCGUGAAACAAUACAAAAUGCCGGCGGAAGAAGGCUGGUUCGCCGGCCGAGCAAUGGCCAUUUCCCAAGUGCGAACUGACUACUUCGUCUGGUGCGAUGACGACUUCAUCUUUUACGAAGAAAGCGACAUGGAAUACAUGGUCGACGUGCUCGACAAAUCAGGCUUCGACAUCGUCGGUGGAGGAGUGGACACGCACGAGCGCAACGCUUGGCAGAGCUCGGAUUUUAUCGAAAUCAAAACCAGUCCGGAGGGUUUUUGCUACAUUCGGAAGCCGUUUCCGACGCUGAUUGAGGGUCGCUUGCAUGUUCGCUACUGUCCAAAAGAUGAGCACUCAGAAGAGCGACUCAAACUUUACAACCACAGGCGGAAUGUUUCUGAGGAAGACAAAGGAGCCUUCAACAAGCAGAUGAACACCUUCUGGUUUUACAGAAAUCACAUGAAGUGCAAGAGGACCGUCCAUCUCAAAGAACCGACCAGAAAAAGACGCUCAAGUUUUGAUUUUACUGAUUAUUUUUAUUAA
Oikopleura dioica is the source of this 1581-nucleotide messenger RNA. The record is from the annotation of a GenBank genome assembly. NCBI's taxonomy places the organism in Eukaryota, Metazoa, Chordata, Appendicularia, Copelata, Oikopleuridae.